AUGCCUAAGAACAGUAAAGUAGCAAAGAGAGAGUUGGACGAUGAUGUUGUGGAAUCAGUUAAAGAUUUGCUAUCCAAUGAAGAUUCAUGUGAAGAAAGUUUCAAAAAGAGUGAGUUAAUGGUCCAAGAUGAGAUAGACAAAGACCGAGACAUUGAAGAAGGCUCCGAUAUUGAAUGAGAGAGACCUGCAUGGAACAGCAAACUGCAGUAUAUUCUUGCACAAGUGGGAUUUUCAGUUGGUUUGGGAAAUGUGUGGAGAUUCCCAUACCUAUGCCAGAAAAAUGGAGGAGGUGCAUACCUGGUGCCAUAUUUAAUCCUCCUUCUGGUUAUUGGAAUUCCACUGUUUUUCUUGGAGCUGUCUGUAGGACAGAGAAUACGAAGAGGAAGUAUUGGUGUUUGGAAUUACAUUAGCCCAAAAAUGGGUGGAAUUGGAUUUGCAAGCUGUAUUGUGUGUUUGUUUGUGGCACUUUACUACAAUGUCAUCAUUGGAUGGAGUCUAUUUUAUUUUUCACAGUCCUUCCAGCAUCCGCUCCCCUGGGAUCAAUGCCCUUUGUCUAUUUUUCAUUUAGUUGUUGAGCCAGAGUGUGAGAAAAGUUCGGCAACUACUUAUUACUGGUACAGAGAAGCUUUAAAUAUAUCUAACUCAAUCACAGAAGGCGGAGGACUGAACUGGAAGAUGACUCUUUGUUUACUUGCUGCUUGGAUAUUUGUAUGCCUUGCAAUGAUUAAAGGCAUUCAGUCUUCUGGCAAGGUCAUGUACUUCAGCUCUCUUUUUCCAUAUGUGGUCCUUACCUGUUUCCUUGUUCGGGCUUUGCUUUUGAAUGGCUCCAUUGAUGGCAUCCGCCACAUGUUCACACCAAAGCUUGAAAUAAUGCUGGAGCCAAAGGUUUGGAGAGAAGCUGCGACACAGGUGUUUUUUGCUCUGGGACUUGGAUUUGGCGGGGGUCAUUGCCUUCUCCAGCUACAACAAGCGAGACAACAACUGUCAUUUUGAUGCUGUUCUGGUUUCAUUAAUCAACUUUUUUACUUCGGUUUUGGCAACAUUGGUUGUAUUUGCUGUACUAGGAUUUAAAGCAAACAUUAUGAAUGAGAGCUGCAUUACAGAAAAUGCUGGGAAGGUGGUCAGACUUUUGGAAGCUGGAAAUCUCAGCUGGGAUGUCAUACCUCACCAUGUCAAUUUCUCAAGAAUAACAGUGCAAGAUUACCAGCUAGUUUAUGACAUCAUAAAAAAGGUUAAGGAAGAAGAAUUCAGUGGCCUUGGAUUAGCUGCUUGUCAGAUAGAAGAUGAAUUAGACAAGUCUGUUCAAGGGACUGGUUUGGCUUUCAUUGCAUUUACUGAAGCAAUGACACAUUUUCCAGCAUCACCUUUUUGGUCAGUGAUGUUUUUCCUCAUGUUAGUAAACUUGGGUCUUGGUAGCAUGUUUGGAACAAUUGAAGGAAUUACAACUCCCCUAGUGGACACAUUUAAAAUAAGAAAGGAGCCUCUCACU
Molecule: messenger RNA, 1489 nt
Organism: Staurois parvus
Lineage: Eukaryota; Metazoa; Chordata; Amphibia; Anura; Ranidae
Source: the annotation of a GenBank genome assembly